Molecule: messenger RNA, 1077 nt
Organism: Cryphonectria parasitica EP155
Lineage: Eukaryota; Fungi; Ascomycota; Sordariomycetes; Diaporthales; Cryphonectriaceae
Product: HET-domain-containing protein
Exons: 3
Source: RefSeq, a predicted model, not a curated record
AUGGCGGUGAACUGGCUGGAUCAGUGCAGAAGAAAUUGCAACGGUGAACACGAUACGUGCAUCGCCAAGGACCCAUUAUGGCUGCCGACGAGACUUCUGGAUCUGAGCCACGCCAACCCGGGAGGCAGUGUACCUGUGGUCUCUCGAGAGAAUCGCCCCGAGCUCUUUGCCGCCCAUCACGAAUACAUCACGCUCAGCCACUGCUGGGGCGACUGGCGCGAGGCGGGACUACCGCGCCUGCUCGAGGAGAACAAGGACCAGUACGAGCGGGAGGGCGUUUUGUUUGACGACCUGCCACCCCUGCUGCGAGACGCCAUGGAGAUUGCUCAGUGGUUCAACGUGCGCUGGCUGUGGAUGGACUCGUUGUGUAUCGUCCAGGACUCGCCAAGCAUGGCCGACUGGAACCGCGAGGCUCCCCUCAUGUGCAAAGUAUACAAGCAUGGGCUGCUCAACAUCUCGGCCGACGCCUCAGAUGACGCCCGCAGCGGCUGUCUUCAUGACCGCCCCGCGGCGCAGUGGAUCGCCAAGGCUCCUCUGUCGCAGCGCGCCUGGGUCUUCCAAGAGCGCCAUCUGGCCCGGCGGGCGCUGCACUUGACCAAGCACGAGGUCCUUUGGGAAUGCUGCCCGGCUAAGCCCUACAUUGCGUGCGAGACCCUGUCGACGGGACACGAUCAAAAGGCCCGGCACCGAGCCUGGCUCGAUCUAUGCGAGGACUAUUCCGCCAGAGCCCUGAGCUUCGAGAAAGACCGGCUGCCUGCGCUUGCCGGCCUGGCCGCCGAGUUUGCGGAUCUGAUUCCUGAAGAUCGCUACGUUGUGGGUUUUUGGUCCUCGGCUCUGCCCGCUGUCCUGCUUUGGUCGAGCAAACGAAGAGUGCGACAGAAGGGUGUGCGCGCCGCCUAUGUCGCGCCGUCUUGGUCGUGGCUAUCAUCGUGCUCGGCCGUCCGCUUUGACACGGAGACCGAUACCAGCAUUCAACACAUCAUCGCCAAUGUCAUUGACAUCAAUGUAACACCAUCCACGCCUUCUCCAUUUGCCAUGGUCCAGCCGGGAGCAUCCAUAGAACUGAGAGGUUUUGUG